AUGGCGUCUCAAGAUUCUCAUAUGUUGAUGAUGCUCGUGAGCUUCUUUUUAUCCACUCUUUUAGUCACUACUGUCCAUUCUAAACCUCAGUGUCGGAAUUUCGAGUCGAUCAUCAGUUUCGGUGAUUCCCUUGCCGACACCGGAAACUUGAUCGGUCUUUCUACUCCUUACGAUCUUCCUGAAUCCGCGUUUCCGCCGUACGGAGAAACUUUCUUCCACCAUCCCUCCGGCCGUUUCUCCAACGGUCGCCUCGUCAUUGACUUCAUCGCUGAGUUCUUAGGAUUACCACAUGUGCCUCCUUUUUAUGGAUCUCACAAUGUAAACUUUGAGAAAGGAGUUAAUUUCGCGGUGGGAGGAGCAACGGCACUGAACUGUUCUUUUCUUCUUGAGAAGAGAGGGAUUCAUUGUCCUCAUAGAAACAUCAGUUUAGGAGUUCAACUUCAGAGCUUCAAGGAGACUUUACCAAAUCUAUGUGCCUCGCCAUCAAAUUGUAGAGAUAUGAUUGGAAAUGCUUUGAUUCUCAUGGGAGAGAUUGGAGGGAAUGAUUAUAAUUACCCAUUCUUUGAUCGCAAAAACAUUGAGGAGGUCAAAGAUCUUGUUCCGCUAGUGAUCACUACUAUUUCUUCAGCAAUCACGGAGUUGGUCGAAAUAGGAGGAAGAACAUUCCUAGUUCCUGGAGAUUUCCCGCUGGGAUGCUCUGUAGCCUAUUUGACAUUAUACCAAACAUCAAACAAGGACGAAUACGAUCCUGUGACAGGAUGUUUGAAAUGGCUAAACGAGUUUUCGGAAUACUACAACAGCCAGCUUCAAGCAGAACUCAACAGACUAAGGAAGCUUUACCCUCCUGUGACCAUAAUAUACGGUGAUUACUACAACGCUUUGUUGCGGCUUUUCGAAGAACCAUUUAAAUUCGGACUCAUGAACAGACCCUUGUCCGCUUGUUGCGGUUUAGGUGGACCGUACAACUUCAACUUUAGUACAAUAUGUGGGACUGUAGGAAUUGAAUGUUGCAGUGACCCUUCAAAGUAUGUGAAUUGGGACGGCAUUCAUCUGACGGAGGCUGCAUACAGAUGGAUAUCUGAAGGAUUACUCGAGGGACCGUAUGCGAUUCCUCGUUUCGAUUGGUCUUGCAUAAGCUCCAAGUGUCGGAAUUUCAAGUCGAUCAUCAGUUUCGGUGAUUCCAUUGCCGACACUGGAAACUUGGUCGCUCUCUCUGAUCCUAACAGUCUUCCUCACGUCGCGUUUCCUCCGUACGGAGAGACUUUCUUCCACCAUCCCACCGGUCGUUUCUCAAACGGUCGCCUUGUAAUCGAUUUCAUCGCUGAAUUCUUGGGUUUACCGCUUGUUCCUCCUUUUUAUGGAUCUCAAAGUGUAAACUUUGUAAAGGGAGUUAAUUUCGCGGUCGGGGGAGCAACAGCACUGGAACAAUCCUUUCUUGAAGACAGAGGAAUUCAUUUUCCUUACACCAAUGUCAGUUUAGGUGUUCAACUUAAGAGCUUCAAAGAGAGUUUGCCUAACCUAUAUGGCUCACCUUCAGACUGCAGAGAUAUGAUUGAAAAUGCUUUGAUUCUCAUGGGAGAAAUUGGAGGCAACGAUUAUAAUUACGCAUUCUUUGUUGGCAAAAGCGUCGAAGAGAUCAAAGAGCUGGUUCCACUGGUUAUCACUACUAUCUCUUCUGCAAUCACGGAGUUGAUCGGUAUGGGAGGUAGAACAUUUCUGGUGCCCGGAGAGUUCCCACUUGGAUGCUCAGUAGCCUAUUUGACAUUAUAUAAAACAUCAAACAUGGAAGAAUUCGAUCCUCUAACAGGAUGUUUGACAUGGCUGAACAAGUUUGGAGAAUACCACAGCGAUCAACUUCAAGCAGAGCUCAUAAGACUCCAGAAGCUUUACCCUCAUGUCAACAUCAUAUACGGUGACUACUACAACGCGAUGUUACGGAUUUUCCAAGAACCAACCAAGUUCGGGUUUAUCAACCGACCGUUGCCUUCUUGUUGCGGCGUAGGAGGAACGUACAACUACACGGUCGGUGUGCAAUGUGGCAUUGGAGUAGUGGAGUGUUGUAGUGAUCCUUCAAAGUAUGUGAAUUGGGAUGGUGUUCAUUUGACAGAGGCUGCAUACAGAUUGUUAGCUGAUGGAUUACUUAAUGGACCUUAUGCGAUUCCUCCUUUCGAUUGGUCUUGCCUCAGCUCUGAAAUUAAGAACAAGGAGUCAUUAGACACAGAGUAG
Messenger RNA from Arabis nemorensis, 2226 nucleotides. Lineage: Eukaryota; Viridiplantae; Streptophyta; Magnoliopsida; Brassicales; Brassicaceae. The record is from the annotation of a GenBank genome assembly.